GCGCCCCCUCCUCCUUCAUUUGCGGAGAGGAAAAAGGCAAAGGAGAAACCUCCAUAGUUAAGCUAGCUAUAUUACACUAUUGAAACAUCUAGCGAUACGUAAACACACCGAGAGCAACGGGAUUAUUUUUCGUGAUAAGCAAAUGGGAUUUAAUGAAGCUGAUUUUUGAAAUCAAACGAGCCUUCUCUGGUUACGCGGAACUUAUCGGAGAGGGGAGUGAAGCGGAGGGAUAGAUCCAAAGAAAAGAAAAAAGCGGCCUAUUUUUGUUCCACAUAUUCCGGAGCCAGCACUGCAGAUUUUCGUCCUCUUAAAAAUCUCAGCAUAUAUUCUGGCCUUUUGCGCCCUUCGUGCACUGCGUGGAGCGACUUUUCCCGCAUACUUCCUGCUUUCUUGCAAUUCGGAUGUUCGGGGGGUAAAUACUGGAUUGGAUUGAGUCAACUGGCCUGUUUUUUUUGUUUUUUUUUUGCAGCCCUACCGCCAUGGGAAGCUGUGGAUAACAAACAGACGCGCUCUCCAAAAUAAUCAUUUAUAAAUUGCUAAAUGCCCUGGACGGACAGUGGUUUCGGGGGGGAGCAAGAGCGGCUUUCUCCGGAACCGAGCGGGAUCCCGGGGAGGAGGUAGAGAGGCGACGGGCGCUUGGGAACCGAGAAUCCCGCUUUGAACCCCUGCUUGCUGCAUCCAGCAUUAGCGAGCAAUCGGGGGGAAAGCGGUCGGGGGACUCGGCGGCGGAGCGCCGCCCGCGUAUUGUUGAACAGCCCAAAAAAAUUGGACUGGCGUGGCACUUAAGAGAUGCGAGUGAUGUCUGGAGAAAGGGAGAGUUUAUGCAGAUCUUAAUCACGGUUGAUUUUUUAAGUAACAUUUUAACGUGUUUUUUAAACCUAGGUUCUGUUUUAUUUUUUAAUCGAUAAUGGUGAUUUGGAAGCACUUCGUGCCAUGGAAGAAGGGGAAGCGCUGAAGCAGGUUGUCGAUGCGGUUUUUGACAUGGUGCUUUUGAAUACAGACUGUGUGCAUCGGCCACGCCGUGUUCUUCUACACACUGGGGAUACUACACACCGUGAUCUGUUCCCUAGUAUUGAAUACGCCCGAUCUUUUUGAGAGCAAAUCCCCCCCCCCUCCCCAUGCCUUUUGCAUGUCCCUCUCGCCUUUCUUGGACACCGGGGGUCGAUGAGGUGCGGAACCUAGCCUUGGCCGACGUCAUUCGGCUCAAUUAAGGAGAUAUUUAUCAAGUCUGAAAGGCGGAUCUGUUGCGUGCUGGGUGUUUUUUUUUUUUUCGUUUUGUUUUGUUUUUUUUUUUUGUUUGUUUUUGUUCCCCCCCCCUUUCCUCCAGACCUGGCUCUGUCCGCUGCGAGGCUGCUGCGAUGAACCCGGUGAAUGCCACCGCUCUGUACGUGUCAGCGUGUCGUUCGGUGCUGCAGUGCGAUCCUCGGGACUCACAGUCCGUAGCCGAGCUGUGCAAGCUCCUGCCUUUCUUUAGGCAGUCUCUUUCCUGCCUUGUUUGUGGGAAUUUGCUUCAAGAUCCGAUUGCUCCGACCAACUCGACUUGCCAGCACUAUGUGUGUAAAGGCUGCAAAGGUCAGAAGAUGGUGAUGAAGCCGUCAUGCAGUUGGUGUAAGGACUAUGAGCAAUUCGAGGAGAACAAGCAGCUCGGCAUCCUGGUGGAGUGUUACCGGAAGCUCUGUGAGUACAUGGCGAGCUCCCCGCUGCUGUCGCAGAUCGCCAGCGACGGCUUCCCGGAGGUCCUGGCUCUGCUGAAAGAGGGCUUUCCUCCGACCGCCAGCGCAGCAGAGGAGUCGCAGGGCACCGCCCCAGUCGCCCUUUCACAUUCCCCAUUGCCUUCGACCUCGGAACACCAGGGUGACCGCAUUCUGCCGGAACCCCCUGUCGAGCCCCGGGAGCCGGUUCCGGACGCGGUGGCCGGGGUGCCCAGCGUCAACGGCAUGCAUGGCUGCAACGGACUGAGCAUGGAGGAGCUGACGUCGGUCGCCGCACCCUCCCCAGGAACCAUGGCCCCGACGGUUGACGGCAGGGAGCUGAAGCUGGAGGGCUUUCCGGACGGGAUGCCGGUCUGCAGGGCAGCCGCCUCGGAAGAGCUCUGCAGCGACGGCAUCGAUAUCUCCAGCUUUGGGGAGGACAUCAAGCCCAGCGGGGACUCGCUGCUCCUCACUGUAGAGGAGGUGCUCCGGACCCUAGAGCCCGACACUGCGGCGGAAGACUGUGCCGACGUCCUGCCGUCUGGCUUAGAGCCAUCGGGCGACCUGAGCAGGCCGUUCACCGACACCCGGCAGCCCUCACUCCCGCUGGACCCCGGCGUCUUUCCUUCCCGGCACCCCGCUGUGCCUCCUCCACCACCUCCCUCGGGGAUCUCUUGCUCAGCGGCCACACCUAAGGCGGCGCGGCUCAACCGCAAGCGGUCGCGCUCUGAGAGCGACAGUGAGAAGAUCCAGCCCCUGCCCAUAUCUAGCAUCAUCCAGGGGCCCCCGAUAGCGGCUGCCGCUCCCAUCUCGGUGAAGCGGGAGCCCAGCAAGAUGUUGGUGCAGCCGGUGGCUGCCGUCCCCAACGGGGGGCCGCCCAAGGUCAGCAAGACACUGCUGGUCUCCAAUAAGGGGAUCAAGAAAAACCCCGACCAUGGGCCCAAAAAGGCCUACACCAAGGUCAAGCAGGGGGUGCCUAAAACCAAGGACAAAACGAAAGACCGCUUGCCUGGUGCCAACCUGAUACCUGGAAGCCCCACCAAAGUGGUCUACAAGAAGCCCCAGGAGAAGAAAGGCUGCAAGUGCGGUCGGGCCACCCAAAACCCAAGUGUUCUUACGUGCCGCGGCCAGCGGUGCCCCUGCUACUCGAACCGCAAGGCCUGUCUGGACUGCAUCUGCCGCGGCUGCCAGAACUCCUACAUGGCCAACGGCGAGAAGAAGCUGGAGGCCUUCGCCGUGCCGGAGAAGGCGCUGGAGCAGACGCGGCUCACGCUGGGCAUCAACGUGACCAGCAUCGCCGUGCGCAGCGCCGGCACCAGCAGCGGGGUCCUCAACGUGGCGGCCGGCUCGCCGGUGCCCUCGUUUCUUGCCGCCAGCCCGCAUGAGGACAAAGGUUACGAUGAGACUCUGGACAUGAGGUUCGACUGCUGAGCUCCAGCUGCAAGCACCCCUCCCUCUGGCAACGUUUAUUUUAUUAUUAUUAUAUUUUAAAAUGCUGCGGGCAGGAAGUAGAGGUGGUUGAGGCACUACACCAAGGCAGCUAUGGUUGAGUACCAGUUUCACGUAGUCAGUCCCGACUGCCAAAGCUCCUGCCUGUACGUCCCUGAGGGCAGCGCCCCUUCUGUGUGGCGCACUGCCGCGGGUUUGACAGCAGAGGGCGCUGUUACUGUGAGUCACACGUCCGCCGCAAGCAAUUUACACUUAACCACCUCCAGCAAGAGAGGCCCGGUGUCAUGGCGGUGGGUCCCGCUCGACCCCGAAAUUGGGCGAGACGUUCAGGCCAUGGCGCGCCAUGGAGACGGUAACUUCGGAGAAGGCCGGUUGUAUUUAUAAUUGUUUUUUUUUUCCGUUUGUUUUUUUUUUUGUUUGUUUGUUUUUGUAUGCACUCAUCAAAUUCCAUUUAAAGACGUGUUUUAUAAGUGACGACAACAUUUUGCAGUAUUUAUUGGAACUUGGCCUAGCGGAGUCCCGUCUGCUAGUCCGCCAUCGCCGGGCCUCCGUCCCCCAGAAGCAGGCUGAUCGGGAGUCGUUCCCGUCCGGGAGAGAACAGAAAUAUCUCGCUGUCCUGUUUGUGCUCGGUUCUGCUGUUUCACAUGCCAUGUGUUCUCCACUGGGGCAUUCAGAAACCUGUAUUAUAUAUAUGUGUGACGUAAUUCCACAAAAAAGCAAACUUUUCUAAUGGUAUUUAUUUUAUUCCACCCAUCCACCCCGUACCUUACUGAAAAUGAUUCAUUUUCCACGUCUGCAGCACAACACACCAUCAGCAGUCGCAUCCUCCCCCCCACUCCCCUUUUUCCAAACUGUCGUAAUGAGUGACAUCUUAAAUCCUGUUCUGCGGGCAUGAAUCUCGAUUAGUCUUUGCCACUUUUUAAUGGAUAGGUGUGCAUCUGCCUUACCUGCACUUCGUCUUGGCAGGGACCCCGGAUGAAGCACUUAAUGUGAUUAAUAGGCCAAAUAACAACGGAACCUACUUGGUAACCAUAGCAAUAUCACUGUAGAACACUACAUAGUCCCCCCCCCGACCUCGGAGGCCUGUUUGUUUACAUUGUAUUCACAGGAUGACUCACGCUAGUCCUACAAGCACCUGUGUAGGAGCUGUGAGUGAGUCUGAUAGUAAAGGCCAGCCUUCGUGUCUGCGUCUGUCUUUCCCAAGUCUGUCUGUGCUGGAUUAUGAACGUGUGAUUGAACGUGCGGGAAAUUACCUAGUGUAUUUAGGGGGGCUGGAGGGGGGUAUUAAUAAGUGUCAUGCGGGGGGUGAGCUCUGCAGCGCAUGUUCGCCACAGCUGGGGUUUGUGUUGGCUGGGGUUUGUGUCCGGGAACACCCUGAUGCUGAAUAAGGGGGUGGUCUUUUCCAUUUCAUUGGUGAUUGAAAGUACCCUGCCUCCCCCCCCCCCCCUUCAUUUUUAAUUCAGCUGCUAUUCUGCAGACUUUCACCCGCAGACUGACAAAAUUUUCAAAUGUAAGACGAGUGUUGGCCGGAGACAUCCAGGCCGAGCCUGAUUGGCUGGAAGGCGGCCGCGCGUCACACAGGGUGUAUGAAUAGAGCAUGUGCGUGUUCUCCAGUGGUGGCAACGCCUUCCGAUUGUAGUCUCUCCUCGUGUCAUAUCCUGUGAAUGUUCAGGUAGUGUUUCUCAAGCCAUAGGAAGAGAGGGACAAAAAUGCGAUUGAUGUCCAGUCUGUACCUUUUUUUUUUUUUUUUUUCUGUUUUUCAUUUGCAAGAAGUUGGGGGAAAAACUAUUUUUGAUAAUGAGUAAAUAUUGAAAAAAAAAUGCCAUGUAGUUUGCUUGGGUUUUAUUUACAGUGAGCAGCCCUUGUUUUUACCCCACUAGUACCUCAAUAGCUUUAUGGGUUUCUGUUUGUUUUUUAAUCUGUUUUGCUUUUGUUACAUAUUUGUUUAUUGACCAAAAGGAAAAGAGGAUAAAUUAUUCAAAGCUGACUGAAGGUGCUGCCCACCCCCAACCCCCCCUGGAUGCUUCACUGUGCUGUUAUGGCUGAUUUGGGUUCCCCUUAAUUGAUUUGCUUAAUCAUUUGUUGCAGAGUUUUACUAAAAUGGUUGAUAACACUACUAUAACUCUGCAAGACCAAAUAUUUGGACAGUACUGCACCGUUAGACCAGGUAAACAUAGUCUGUGUCAUUAGAGAUGUAGAAUGUCUUGGUUUUGCAAAUACUCUUGGUUAAUGUUAGAACCCUGAUUACAUUCUUGGUGUCGACAGUUCAAGUUGCUGGACUAUAAACGAGUUCCCUGUAAUUGCUGGUAUAUUCACUGCCACAUUUUAAAAUAUGUAAUGCAAUGAUCAAUAAAUGAUAGUUUUCUACUGC
Molecule: messenger RNA, 5511 nt
Organism: Paramormyrops kingsleyae
Lineage: Eukaryota; Metazoa; Chordata; Actinopteri; Osteoglossiformes; Mormyridae
Gene: msl2a
Product: MSL complex subunit 2a
Biological process (GO): protein ubiquitination
Cellular component (GO): MSL complex
Molecular function (GO): ubiquitin protein ligase activity
Source: RefSeq, a predicted model, not a curated record